Messenger RNA from Sclerotinia borealis F-4128, 510 nucleotides. Lineage: Eukaryota; Fungi; Ascomycota; Leotiomycetes; Helotiales; Sclerotiniaceae. The record is from the annotation of a GenBank genome assembly.
AUGACGAGAGUUAUUGUUUAUAGUUUUGCUCUCGCGGCUUUUGUCGCUGGACUCCAUCGUAGCUAUAGUUCGCUCACAGGCCACUCUUCUCAUUUCCCUACACUGGAAGACUGUGAGGGGCCAGAUAGGGGAUUCUGUUCGAUGUGGCGAUCUGUGGGGUUCUUGAUGUCUUUCGCAGCUGUGGUAGAGAUGGUUACGUUGGUGGCGUAUGUGGUUGUCCUGCUAGGUGGCAAGCAGAAGAGAGAGACGGGCUGGAAGAUAUUGGUUUUCAUGCUGGUGUUGGUGGGUGUGGUUCAAGCGGCUAGUAUGAGUAUUGUUGCAUAUCUAUAUGACCACGAUGAACAAUUCUUUCCCGGCUGGAAGCUGGAUAAGGGAUGGAUCCUAUGCACUGUUAGUUGGUGCAUCUCGAUUGUGUCGGCUGGAUGUAUCAACCUCUCCGCAUUUGCCUUCGCCCCCGAAGAUGGCUACGAACUUAUACCAAGUGAACGCCACAUAGGAAUCUCCGGAUAA